Papaver somniferum (opium poppy) is the source of this 1078-nucleotide messenger RNA. RefSeq names its product LIM domain-containing protein WLIM2b-like. Bases 186 to 815 code for a protein of 209 amino acids. The record is from RefSeq and is a predicted model, not a curated record. Gene Ontology annotation, cellular component: actin cytoskeleton; plasma membrane. Gene Ontology annotation, molecular function: actin filament binding. NCBI's taxonomy places the organism in Eukaryota, Viridiplantae, Streptophyta, Magnoliopsida, Ranunculales, Papaveraceae. The transcript is spliced from 5 exons. Gene Ontology annotation, biological process: actin filament bundle assembly.
AUUUAAAUCCAUUUUCAUUCAUCUUUCAAACGAGUUAUUCUGUCUCAAAUUAAAAACCUGAGGUAGAGUCCAUAUCGUUUUGUUUGAACUAAUCAAAUAAUUUCAUGGAUGCUUGAUUUUGUUGAAGAAUUCAUUUUGAUUUUUCGAACUAGUCCCAUUUCAUCUUUUCGAAAGAAAAAGGAAAAAUGUCAUUCACUGGGACUUUGGAUAAGUGUAAUGCUUGCGAUAAGACUGUUUAUGUCGUCGAUUUAUUAUCCGCGGAUGGCGUUUCUUAUCAUAAAUCAUGCUUCAAAUGCACUCAUUGCAAAGGGACUCUUGUGAUGAGUAACUACUCUUCCAUGGAUGGAGUUCUUUACUGCAAGCCCCAUUUCGAACAGCUAUUCAAGGAAACAGGAGAUUACAAGAAGAAUUUUCAUACAGCUCCAAGACCUGACAGGCAAAAUGAUAUGUCUAGGACUCCUAGCAAGCUCUCAUACUUGUUCUCUGGAACCCAAGACAAAUGCGCUACAUGUAAAAAAACAGCUUAUCCUCUUGAGAAGGUAACUGUGGAGGGGGAAUCUUACCAUAAGACAUGUUUCAAGUGUUCGCACGGAGGAUGUGCACUGACACCAUCAUCUUAUGCUGCUUUGAAUGGAAUCCUUUACUGCAAACAUCAUUUUGCACAAUUGUUCAAAGAGAAGGGAAGUUACAAUCAUUUAUUAAAACAAGCUUCAAUUAAGCGCAACGCUGCAUUGGCCUCUGAAUCAGAUGCAGAAGCAGAAACGUCCGCAGAGCCAGAAGGAGCAGCAGAACCAAACCAAACACAGGAACAAUAAUCGUAAACAACUGAGGAAAAUUUAAAACUUUAUAUAAUUCUUUCACAUUUUGUUUCUGUAUUAUUUUACAUUGAUUCGGACUGUCUAUUUCUUUGCAUUUGUGAACAAUAUAUAUCGUGUUUUUGUCUCAUGCCGGUAACCUCUUGUCUAUUCUAGUUUUUGCACAUUUUUUUGUGCUUUGUAAGCGUAUAUUUGAAACACAUACAUUCAUUCGUCUUUGUAAUUCAAGAUAAAAGGAAAAAUAAAAUUUGGAUUUGUAUCAA